AUCAAAAUGAUCCGCUCGAACACGCCCAAAGGUAGCUCAGAAAUGAAGUCAUGGGCGUUGAUUGGGCAGGCCGAAUGUUUCGGCUAUGCUACUGGCUAGCUAGCUAGCUAGUUAGUUUACAAGGGGAAGCAGCCUUCGUGGAUUUGCAUUUUAUUUGCACUUCAAUGGAGGUCCGGCCCGAUGGAUGGGUAUCUGAGGGAUGUUUGAAGCAUGUAGACGAGAGUCGCCCCGGUCCACCGAACGCAUGGGUAGAAAAUGAUCAACAGCACCAGUACGAGGAAGCGCAGACGGAGAAAACGGGUCCGAAUGUCCCUCCAUAAUCUACUACAGCAGUAGAAACUAACUUUUGAGCAGUCACUAGCCAGCUUGCUGCUAGGUGACUAGCUAGCUAACUACACAACUAGCUAUUAUAUAAAAAUGAGCUAGCUCGUUGGCUAAUUAGGGGCCUUUUAGAGAACGUUAGGGAGUGCCUUGUUCGUGUGUAGUUAGCUAUCUAAGGAUUGUUACGGUUAGCUAAGUUAGUGAACGUUGGCUAGCAACAACAUGAUUCGCUGGACAUUGACCUUGUGCACUGUCUAAUAACCAGCCAGAUAACGUAGUUAACUAGCUAGUUAGUAGCAGUGGCAGCCAGAAAGUCCGAUGUAAUUACGUGAAACUAACGUUAGGCAGUUGAGUGUCACUUUUGCUAACGUUAGCCUUUGCGAAUGUAGCUAACGCGUUAGCUAUUGCAACACGAACCGGCUUCUCUGGAAUGUUCCGCUAAACGUUUGCUAGUUAAGUAGCUAUUAGCUAGCUACGGUAAAGAGUUUACAUUUUCCCCUGUCCGCCAGAAUUGGUUUAUUUCUACAUUUAUGUAAUUGUAAGAGUUAUGGUCUGAGUGUUGACAUCAAUGGUAAAGUCUAUCGUUAGCAAGCUAAAAGCUAUUGUUAUUUUUGGGCCUGUUGCUCUUGUCACUUGAGUCUUCUCUGGCAUUGGCAUAGCCAGCAGAUCCGACCCACUUGCUUACAGCUGCACUAUUGUCGGACAGCAUUCCUGUGUAUAUUAAGACACCAAGGAGCCACGGAAGAUAUGGCUCAGAAAAUGUACCUCAAUCCAGGGAUGAGAAAUGCGUUGUAGUCAGAAUUGUCCCAUUAUCCCAACUGUUAUACAGAGAAGAUUGAACGAUUGCUAUUGAACAUUUACAUUUACGUCAUUUAGCAGACGCUCUUGUCCAGAGCGACUUACAGUUAGUGCAUACAUUAUUAUUAUUUUCAUACUGGCCCCCCGUGGGAAACGAACCCACAACCCUGGCGUUGCAAACACCAUGCUCUAUCAACUGAGCUACCUCCCUGCCUGCCAUUCCCUCCCCUACCCUGGACGACGCUGGGCCAAUUGCGCGCCGCCCCAUUGGUCUCCCGGUUGCGGCCGGUUACAGCAGAGCCUGGAUUCGAACCAGGAUCUCUAGUGGCACAGCUAGCACUGCGAUGCAGUGCCUUAGACCACUGCGCCACUCGUUCAAUCUUCUCUGUGUAACAGUUGGGAUAAUGGGACAAUUCUGAGUACAAGGCAUUUUACGUCCUUGGAUUGAGGUACGUUUUCCUAGCCAUAUCUCGCGCGGCUCAGUAGUGUCUUCAUUUACACAGGAAUGCUGUUUGACCCUAGUGCCACUGUAAGCAAGAUCAGAUUGGCUGGCUAGUAUUGGCAAUGACGUGUCUAGUCAUGUGAGCGGGCCUGACUGUCUCUUUUAAAAUGUAUUCAUAUUUCAUGUUUAAAAUAAAUUAAAACAUACCCAUUAAUUAACACUUUCAAUAUCAGAUUUUGCGUUGUCUGCAGGAAAUAUGGCAGGCGCAUCGGAGUUUAGCCAUACAACUUCAUUGGAUAGCCUGUAUUGUUAUGGACAAAGAAAAACCAGGCGUGUAUUCAGUUCGGUGAAGAUUGUUUAAGAAAUCUAGGCCUACUCUAUGCAAGUACAGUGUAUUUGAUUGUAGUUGUGUGUUUUCUUGUCAUGUCAUCAGGUAAUGGAAAAAUAAAUGGAACCCCAGUGGAGAGAGAGGGCACCCCUUCUACCCCUGUUCCUGUGGAUGCCCUUCAUUACUCGAGCAGCAGACAACCUGAAACUUCUAACUUGAAACCAAAACCUUCUGGGAAGUGCCUCGCCUCUCACACAAAAGGCAGUAGCAAUAGCCAUUUUAAGAACAUUAUGAACUGCAAAAAUGACACGCCUUCAGAGUUGAAAACACAUUAUGGCAAGAGCGAGUCCAUUGCUUUACCAAAUGGCGUUGUGCUCCUCAACCCUGGCCUGUACGUUAACGGCUGCCCCAGCAAGCCUGGACCAGACAGUGGUGGCAGUGGUUCUGAGAGUGGAUACAUCACUCCCAAGAAACGCUGGGCUCAGCGGAGUGCAAUGGCUGAGGAGAGUGUGACUGCUGGGCAGGAGAAGGCUGUGCUGCAGGCAGCUAUGGUCCCUAACAAACAUGAGACGGAGCCUCUCACUCCAGAGGCUGGCGAUACAGCAGCAGGCUCUCAGUCUCCCACUUCCAUCACAGGUGUCCCACCUGUGGCACAAGCCCCUGUGGUUCAGGUUGGUGAACUACAGUGUAAGAACUCUGACGGCAAGGCUGCUGCAGGCUCUGUUAAAAAGCUGGAAGACCGACUGAGCAAAGCCAAGCUUACCUCCACAAAAGAGGACUCAUGGACCCUCUUUAAACCACCCCCUGUCUUUCCUGUGGACAAUAGUAGUGCCAAGACAGUGCCCAAGGUCAGUUAUGCAAGUAAAGUGAAAGAGAAUCUAAACAAAGCUGCAGGUGACACCUCACCUACCCAGUCCCAGGUGCCCAUGUCUGCUGUCAAAACCAUCACCUCCCCUAGCUUCACCAGUUAUCCCCUAUCUGGAGAGGGGAAUAGCUGCCCCCUCCCUGUGCCUCUUUUUACCACUACUGUUUGCAUUACCCCAAUGCCUGUCUCCCCUCCCCGCAAGUGGGAGAACGAAGCAUCCGUGUCCAGCAACGGCACAGAUAUGUCAGGCGCCCCCUCCAUGACUACCAGAGAACUGAGAAAGCUCAGUCUCCUUGUUUACCCCCUGGCCACUUCAAAUAUGCAACCCGCCCUCCCCAGCGCCCGCCAAGUAGACUCACCUACUGCUAAGACAAAUCCCAAAGCUCUGGUGGACAUUUUCCAGAACCAGUGGGGGCUGUCGUUCAUCAACGAGCCCAGUGCAGGGCCUGGGGUGGGGCCGGCAGUAGUGGGGCAGCCAGCCCGGAAAGGCCAGAUCGUGGAGAUCACCUUUCAGGGAGGCAGCCCUGCAGCUUUGCCUCUGCAAGUCUCUGCCACCUCCACUCUGAGACCUGACAAGCCCCUCUUCCCUAAGGCUUACGAGCAGGACAAACAAACUAUCUCCCAAGCCCCUAGCAGUGUUGGGAAAUCAGGCCCUCACUUGUCUCCUGGCCCUGAUGCUGGGCUGGGAGGCCAAGCCCCUGGCCCAGACACUCUGAGGGGCGAGGCUGGGAGUAGAGGUGCCAUAGUGUCCUCCUUUUCUAAGGACCCUGGUGCUGAGCUGCCUCUUGCCUCUCCUGCUUCUCCUGCUCAUCCUGUGUCUGCUCUGGCCAAGGAGCCCAGCCACCCCAAGGGUUGCGACCCAGGAUCUUGCUGGGGGGCGUUCGAUCUAAAAGCUGCUGUUAUUUAUCACACUAAAGGUAGGUAGCUGUUGCCUCUGAUGUUCAUUCACAAAGUUAAAUAAUUGACCUGCUAUGGCUGGUCCUUAGAACAGAAAUAGAAUGGUGCAUGUAAUAACUACUGUAUUAUCAAUCUCUCACACUGUACUAAACACGUUGUUUUUAUAUUUUUACAGAGAUUGAAUAUAUUCAGAAUUUACAAAAACAAGGUAAGCUUGUAAUUCCUGCUGUAUGAUUGUGGAGAGAUUGUCAAGAACCCGAAAAGCCUUAUAUUGCUAUAGUAUGUCUGAGCUAAGGAAAUCUGACCUCCUACUUCCUUCCCUCUAGAUUCAAAAGGAGUAGUGUUCUAUGACCAGUCCAAGGAUGGGCCUGUUCAGUCAAGUCAUGACUAAGCGCUAUGCCCUCUCCUGGCUGCUGCCUCAUGAAACGGUUCCCUAAAGGACACUUAGAACGGCUCCCUCUCCUUUCUGAGACUAAUGUGCAGGACUCCUUUGAUGUGAGCAGCUUGUGCCGUAGAGGGGACACAGUACAGCAGCACCACAGAGACCACACUCAGCCUUUUACAGGGAUGUUGACAUUUGGGAGAUUACAGGAUGGUUGAACAGUGCGGAACACAACUUUGUGACAGGAAACGUGUCAGCAAGAGUGACUCCUACAUUUCUCCCUCAAUUCCAAUGUUCAGAGACAGGCUUGUUGAAGACAUCAAGUGAUGUGGGAUGCUCAGUCAUUCAAUCACCACCUCGGCAUUUCCGCCCCAUCUUUGGAAUCACAGGAUACUGGAGAGAGAUGGCCUGAGAUGGCCUGUCUCUCAGCCUGUCAUGGAAGAUGAAACAUUUUGAUUUCUUUAGGAAUUCAAAAUGUUCACAUUUGAACUGUAAGGUAUCACAGAUGCAUAAUUUUUAAUUCAGACCGAAACAAAUGGGAAAGGCUUGAAUGUUUUAGAAUGGUUGCCUUCUAGAUGUGUAAACAGUGUGUUGCAAGAUGAAAACAAGCUGGGUUUUCUGCUCGUAUUCUAGGUUAGAUGCAAGCAAAUAUCAUGGGGGAGGCUUUUGUAAGCCCCUGCAAAACAGUCUUUGGAGGGAUUAUGGAGUAGUUGGUUCACAUGUUAUUUUUCCCUGUUAACUGAAUUACACUAAUUAGAAAUCCCAGGUCAUUGGGUGGACAGAUGGAAGGUUCAAAU
Messenger RNA from Coregonus sp. 'balchen', 4830 nucleotides. The record is from the annotation of a GenBank genome assembly. Lineage: Eukaryota; Metazoa; Chordata; Actinopteri; Salmoniformes; Salmonidae.